AUAUUUGGAGGAGGCGGGGUCUUGAUCUCAUCUGCCUUCCCUUUCUUGGAGCCACGGUCGAGCAGAACACACACUUUCAGGAGAUCUUUGGAGCCCCGUCUGCGAACCUCUACGACAGAAUGGUCAAGUAAACCGGGCAUUUGUGCACCGUCCUCAGGUCGAAAGACCCCGGUGGACUACGGUGUCCAGGUUCGCUUCGUUGAUGAAUACCUGCACAGUGGUCCUGGAAAACCUGUACCCCAACCCAAAUAUGGCGUGGCAGUCAGGGUGCAGGGUAUCGCAGGUCAGCCCUAUGUGGUCCUGAAGGACGGACAAAAAGGAGAUUCAUAUGGGGUUCAGCUCAAGACUCAUUACUCACCGGGCUACAACAGCCUUCCAAGGAACAGAGAGUCGGAAACUCAGGUGGUGGAUGCAGGAGGAGGAGGAGGUGGAAGAGACCAGGGAGGAGCUCUACGUCGGGCCCAGUCCCACGGGUCACUGCUGGACAGGGAUGGAGAGGGAGGAUACGAGGACUUUCACCUGUCCAGGCCGCCCGGGGAUGGAAAGUCUGGUAGUUAUGGAAACCUAGACGGUGGAAUAGGACUAAGAGCAGAGAGAGAUCAGACUCAGCGGGUCAGUGGUAGAGAUGGGAGCAUGCAGAGGAAUAUGUGGGGUGGGUCACAUCAGACGGGUCUAAAUGGGACGCUGCAGCCAGGGAAGAAGAGUCAUUCCCACCAGGACCCUCCUCACCAAACAAACGAGUUUCAGUCCAACCAGAGGCAGACGAACGUGAGCAGACAAGUGAACCGGUUUGAUGGAGGCCAAACUGUGGACCAGCGGAGACCACCUGCACCUGAGCACUCUGCUAAUCAGCGCACUUCGCCGGGGAGAUAUCCGUCUGCAGCGGCACCGCAGGCCAGUCUGUCUGAGGCACAAGUGACCCCUGACCUUUUGCUGGACCAGGGUCAAAGUGCAGAGAUGAGCAGUGAGGAGGAGCAGCUGAUGCAGAAUGUGUACAACAUUUUGAAGCAAGGAACAAAGGAGAACGACGUUGUCAUCAGGCACAAAGUUAAGCUCAUCCUUCAAAGAAUUGAGAAGAACACAAAGCCCAAAGAUGAGUGGAUGAGAGAAAAGAGAGAACUGGAGAGAAACAUUGUUGAGCUACAAACCGCUUUGAGAGCAGGACGAGGGCACUCUGAUGCCACUCUGAAAGAUGAGCUGGAGUCCUGUCUGGAUGAAAACCUGCAACUCAGGGAGAUGGUUGACCGGAAGAAGACGGAGUUGAAUGAAACACAAUCAGAGCUGACUCAGCUGCGCAUGGAGAGGGAGAACGCCGAGGCUCGGGCCAGAGCGAUGGAGGACCAGCUGGCCGGGCUUCAAGAUGAACUGAGAAGAGAAAACGGCAGCAAGACGGAUCUGAUGUCCUGUCAGACUCAGCUGAUGGAGGUGUGCCAGCUGAAACACAAGCUGGAGGAGACGCUGAGGCAGAAGGAGAGGGAGCUCACGGCUCUGAAAGGAGCACUGAAGGAUGAGGUGGCCACACACGACAAGGAGAUCGAGGUUCUGAGGGAGCAGUACAGAGUCGACAUGGAGAAGCUGCGCAGCAGCAUGGAGCAGGUGUCAGAGUCUCAUGCAGGAAUAGAAGCAGAGCGGUUACGUGUCAACGCAUCAGUUCGGACCCUGCAGCAGCAGUUGGAGGACUGCAGAGACGAGAGCAGCCACUGGAUGGAGCAGUUUCAUGCCACCAGGGAUGAACUUCGAACAACUAAACAGGAUCUGCUGCAAACUCGGCUGGAAAAAGAGGAGUUUGAGGAGGAACUGAAGGAGCUGCAGGAAAGAGUCAGCACCAUGAAGCAACAGACCAUCGACCACAGUCAAACACAAGCCUUAAACCAGGAGCUGCAGCGAAACACUGCUGAUUUACAGAAGUCAAAAUCUGAGCUGGAGAAACAAAGAACCGAGUUUGACAAGAAGGUCAUGGAGGUUAUCGCCCUGAAAAAAUCUCACCAAGAACAAGAGGCGGAAUUGAAGUAUGAGAUUGACAGGCUGAAGGGCCAGUUACAGCGGGCUAAAGAUGACUACGCCAGAGCUCAGGAGAAAAACAAGAAGCUCCCAGACCCAGCCACUGUGUCAGAGCUGGAGAAGAAGCUCGACGACACACGAACUGAAAUCACUCAGCUCAAGGAGAAUUUGGUGCUGACGGAAAUCAAACUAGAGGAGAGUAAAAUGAAUCUGAACAAAACUCAGAUGGAACUGGCCUCACUGGAAGAAUCCCAGCAGGAACAGAAAAACGCAAACGUUCGUCUCAAGGAUAAAGUCUCGCGACUCGAGGCCCAGCUGCAGACCAGCGCCACGGAGAGCUCGGAGGUGGAGCUGAACCUGCACUCCGAGGUGAGAAGCCUGAGAUCGGAGCUCGAUGAGGCCAACAGAAAAGUCUCCAGACUGAACCAAGAGCAUCGAGAACUCACCGUACGCCUGCAGGAUGUAGAGAAAGAAAAGCAGACGCUUCUCGAGAACGUCACCCAGCUGGAGGACACGAAGCGUCGCCAGGAGAGAUCUCUGGACAAACUUAACAAAGAGUUUGAAACUCUGACCAAGUCGUCUGCAGAGGAGGCCCAAACUCUGAAGGCUCAACUGGAGGAGCAAAAGGAGAAGGCGCGUAAGGAAAUACAGGAGGUUCAGCGUCAUGGAACUGACGCUCAGACCGAGCUGGAACGACGUAGCGUCAGUGUAAAAAGACUGGAGGAAGAAGUUGCACGGCAGAAAAAAGAGCUCCUGGUGGUGUCUGAGGAAAGAGACAACCAUCAGUUGGAUAAAGAACUUCUUUCCAAUAGAUUGCGCCACCUGGAGGGAGAGUUAGAAACCAGCAAAAACAGUUACAAUGAGAAAACGAGGGAGAUUCGCAUUCUGGAGGACAAGCUGAAGCGCAUAGAGCUGGAGCUGGAGGAGGAGAAAAACAGCGUGGAGAUGCUGAGUGACCGUGUGUCCAGGAGCAGGGACCAGAUCGACCAGCUGCGCUCUGAACUCAUGCAGGAGAGGUCUUCAAAACAGGACCUGGAGCUGGACAAGAACACCAUGGAGAGACACCUGAAGGAGCUGAGGACUCGUGUGGUCGACAUGGAGGGUCAGACUCGUUCCUCGGCAGGAGUCUCGCAGCUGGAAAACAAGAUCCUGGAGCUGGAAGAACGAUUACGCAGUGAGGAAAGAGAGAAAAACACCGUGGUGGCGUCUCAGCGUCGUCUGGAGAGGAAACUCAAAGACCUCAAUCUGACACUGGACGAAGAGAGACAGUCACAUACUGAACAGAGAGACCAGUUUGCUCUGAGAGUGAAGGCUCUGAAGAGGCAGGUGGACGAGAGCGAGACGGAGCUGGAACGACUGGACGGCCUGAGAAGAAAAGCUCAGAGAGACAUGGAGGAGCAGAUGGAGACUAAAGAGGCCUUACAGUCCAGGAUCGCCGCCCUGGAGGCUGAGCUGAAGAGGAAGACUCAAGCGGCUAAGCGCUCAGCCUUGGACUCCUCUGCCCUGAGCUCAGACGACGACGACGACAGCCUGUACGACCAGACCUCCAUCACCUCCAUCCUCACAGAGAGCAACCUCCAGACCAGCUCCUGUUGAAGCCGCGGAGGUUCGACACCACUGUCAGGUAACACAGUAACUGUAACUGUAACUGAGUGGGGACUGAGUGAAAUCUACGCACCGCACGUUAAUGUCGCCGACGUUUUCCCGCAGUCGAGGGAGGUGUAGAAUUUUCCACACUCGAGUGAAUAGAAGGAAGCAACACAUCCUCUUCAUUUCAGGGAAUCCACCCGCUCCACACUGCACUGUGGUCAUAUGGUAGACUGGGGUCAAGUCCUGCAGCACUGACACUUACUGACAGUCACCCGCUGUGACCUUUCCCAGGUCAAGACCUGUGCUGACGGAACAAGUUUUGACUUUGACAUUUGGGUUCUUCUUAAACAUUCCUGUGUAGUUUACAGUCACACACACUGAGUCUUAAAGAGAGUUAGUAGAGACCUAGUAUGACCUAAAGGGACUAAAUACAGACUGUGAUUCAACACUACAAACCCACAGAGUUUUCUACACAGUAAUACACAUAACCAGAUGUAGUAUUUGAAGUACUGUCAAUGAUUCUUGUUCAACGAAUUAUGCAUUUUGGUCUACUGAAAACUAUACAUGUAUGUAAGUAUUUUUGUAUAUAAUUUG
Messenger RNA from Cynoglossus semilaevis (tongue sole), 4185 nucleotides. RefSeq names its product cingulin a (gene cgna). The record is from RefSeq and is a predicted model, not a curated record. NCBI's taxonomy places the organism in Eukaryota, Metazoa, Chordata, Actinopteri, Pleuronectiformes, Cynoglossidae. The transcript is spliced from 20 exons. Gene Ontology annotation, biological process: microtubule cytoskeleton organization. Gene Ontology annotation, molecular function: microtubule binding. Gene Ontology annotation, cellular component: bicellular tight junction; myosin complex. The annotation marks the transcript as partial.